AUGCGAGAUAGGUCUUCGGGUCAGUCAAGCUUCGGUAUAACAAACUUGAAAAUAAGGAUUAUCGGGCUUAUUUUUUCUUCAUCUACUCCAUUUUUCUUUCUGUCUUUCCUUGUUUCGUUCUUUCUUUCUUUCCUUCUUUCUUUCUUUCCUUCUUUCUUUCUUUCCUUUUUUACUUUCUUUCUUUCUUUCUUUCUUUAUUUCUUUCGUUCCUUCUUUCUUUCCUUUUUCUUCCCUUCUUUAUGUCUUUCUUUAUUUAUUUAUUUCUUUAUCUUUCUUUCUUUCCUUUUUCCUCCCUUCUUUCUUUCUUUAUUUAUUUGUCUUUCUUUCCUUCCUUCUUUCUUUCCUUUUUCUUUUCCUUCUUUCUGUUUUUCCUUGUUUCGUUCUUUCUUUCUUUCUUUCCUUCUUUCUUUCUUUUUUCCUUUCUUUCUUUCUUUAUUUCUUUCUGUCUUUCUUUAUUUCUUUCUUUUCUUCUUUCUUUUUUCUUCCUACUUUCUUUCCUUUUGCUUCCAUUCUUUCUUUUUUUUCUUUUUUCUUCCCUUCUUUAUGUCUUUCUUUCUUUCUUUCCUUUUUUCGCUUUCCUUCUUUCUUUCUUUAUUUAUUUUUUCUUCCCUUCUUUCCUUCUUUCUUUCUUUUUUUCUUUCUUUCUUUUUUAUUUCUAUCUUUCUUUCUUUAUUUAUUUAUUUAUUUAUUUCCUUCUUUCUUUUCUUUUUCCUUUCUUUCUUUCUUUUUGAUUUUUUCUUUCUUUUCCUGACGUAA
This is a messenger RNA of Acanthosepion pharaonis, 756 nucleotides long. The record is from the annotation of a GenBank genome assembly. NCBI's taxonomy places the organism in Eukaryota, Metazoa, Mollusca, Cephalopoda, Sepiida, Sepiidae.